This is a messenger RNA of Menidia menidia (Atlantic silverside), 3211 nucleotides long. NCBI's taxonomy places the organism in Eukaryota, Metazoa, Chordata, Actinopteri, Atheriniformes, Atherinopsidae. The record is from the annotation of a GenBank genome assembly.
UACAAGUAACAGUGGAGUGUAACCUUUCCUGAAAAAGAUUGGGAGUGGAACUCAAUAUACCGGGGGCGAUAAAUUCUUUUUUGCCUCUGCUUGUGGUUUCAGUGUCUACCACAAGGGGUCGAGAAAGAGCGCCUUUGGGUCUGUGGGCAGCGGUGACACCAGUCCUGGCUGUGUGUGUUCAGGGAGCCCACCUCACGGACUCAGCUUAGUUGGUGAGAGAUGGCGUCCCUUCUGCAGCCAGAUAGAGUGGUCUAUCUGGUUCGUGGGGAGAAGAGGAUUAGAGCCCCCUUAUCUCAAUUGUAUUUCUGUCGGUACUGUAGCGAGUUACGAUCUCUGGAAUGUGUAUCUCACGAGGUGGACUCCCAUUACUGCCCAAGCUGUCUGGAGAACAUGCCGUCAGCAGAGGCAAAGCUGAAAAAGAAUAGGUGUGCAAAUUGUUUCGACUGUCCGUGUUGCAUGCACACGCUGUCCGUUCGGGCAACCAACAUCCCAGCUCCUUUGCCCGAUGAUCCUACCAAGACAGCCAUGAAGAAAGCCUACUAUUUAGCCUGUGGCUUCUGUCGCUGGACUUCCCGGGAUGUGGGAAUGGCUGACAAAUCAGUCGCCAGCGGUGGAUGGCAGGAACCAGAGAACCCUCAUGCUCAGCGGAUCAACAAGCUGAUUGAAUAUUACCAGCAGCUGGCCCACAGAGAGAAGCAGGAGAGGGACAGGAAGAAGCUGGCCAGGAGACGACAGUGCAUGCCCCUGGCAUUCUCGCAACACACUAUCCAUGUGGUGGAAAAAUAUGGCCUUGGAACAAGACUGCAGAGGCAGAGGACCGGAGCUCCCAUAUCGAGCCUGGCUGGCCUUUCCCUUAAAGAGGGCGAGGACCAGAAGGAGAUCAACAUUGAGCCUGCUCAGGCUCUAGAUGAGGUGGAGCCCCUGCCUGAGGAUUGUUACACCAGACCCGUCAGUUUACCAGAAGUGACCACGCUGCGCCAGAGGCUCCUGCAGCCGGACUUCCAGCCUGCAGGGGCGUCUCAGCUCCACCCGAGACACAAGCACCUCCUGAUGAAGCGCUCCCUGCGCUGCAGGAAAUGUGAGCACAACCUGAGCAAGCCAGAGUUUAAUCCAACUUCAAUCAAGUUUAAAAUCCAGCUGGUGGCUGUGAGUUAUAUCCCUGAAGUGAGAAUCAUGUCCAUUCCAAACCUCCGAUACAUGAAGGAGAGUCAGGUUCUGCUGACCCUGACCAACCCAGUGGAGAACCUCACACAUGUUACACUGGCAGCUUGUGAGGAGGAAGACCCUGAUGACAUCAACAGCACUGCCAGGGUACUCGUGCCCAGUAAGGAGCUGGUUUUGGCUGGAAAGGAUGCUGCUGCAGAGUACGAUGAACUGGCUGAACCUCAGGACUUCCAGGACGACCCAGACAUUGUUGCCUUCAGGAAAUCCAACAAGAUCGGCUUCUUCAUCAAAGUGAUCCCUCAGAAAGAAGAGGACGCGGAUGUCACCGUCUCGUUCAGGAUCAGACACGACUUCCGCAACCUCGCAGCUCCCAUCCGGCAGAGCGAGGAGGCGCCCGAGGCCGCCACCGAGGCCAUUUGGCUCACGCACCACGUAGAGCUGAGGCUGGGACCCCUCGUCCCCUGAAAGCAAACACUAGUGGUGCGCUCUCUGAACUAGUUUCUUUAAAAACAAAUGGGCUUGAUUUCAUGUAAAAUUGAUCUUUGAUUCAGCUCACUGAUCCCCCAGAAGGUGGAAAACAAAUGCAGUGUUCGCUUGCUCUCUUUCUUUCGCUUCUCAGUUAGAAAAACUGAUUAAAACCACGGCUUUCUGCAGAUGUAUAAGUAACUAAUAUUCAACAAGACAAUAUACAACAUUUCAGUUACCUAAUCAUUAUUCCAUCAACACAGUUAUUGUUUGUACUGACAAAAAAUGCAUCUGUACAUAUAUCUCUGUACACACACACACACACAUACGUGUAGUUACUUAUUGACGCUGUGAGGAAUAGUUUAAAAAAAAAAACUUAUUUGCUGUUGCUGAUCUGUUGUCUGUGGUUCACAGUUUCCAGUAUUGGUGCAUUUUCAGCCUCAGUCAGUGAACGUGACGCAGUGCCUUUUGUGCUCUGCUGGCGUGGAGCGUGUAAACGGCAGCUUGCGCUGAAAUGGGAGUGGGAGGUUAUUGAUUUAAUGGGACAGCGGUCUGACUGCAGAUGGCAUCGGGGAGCUGAAUCAGAAAUCGCAACAGAGAACAACCCGUAAAUUCCUUUUAGUUGCAGUACGCGCGUUCAGUGACCCUUAUCAACAUGCUUUUCUGCAGGCGACCGUAUUAACUUGCAUGCUUACACAGUAGGAACUGCUCCUCUCUUUGGAGCGCUUCAUCAUAUCCAAUGUUCUUCUUUUAAGACACUAUAAAGAAUUUUUUUUUUGCUUUGUUUCUCAGUUAAAGACACUUACUCUAUGUAACACAGCCCCCCUGUGCUGAGGGAAAGAUGUAUUCAACUGGUUCUUAUGUUCUAUCCCCAUAUGAUUAAAUGUGCUUUCAUAAUUUAUCUUAAAAUUUCAUUGUGUCCACAGAUUAUCACUUGAAGUUGACGGUUCAUAAUAAAUCUGAUUUUCACCUUUUUUUAUUUUAUUUUAGCUGAAAAACUGUAAUAGAUAGUUAAACUGUACACACACACCACUUAACCCCUACACACAGCUUUUUCUGCACAUGGACAUAGAGACUAUAUCGGUUAAUAAACCAGAAGAACAGUGUUCACAGCCUCUUUGGCAGAUCCUGCAUUCUAGUCUGUUUUAGGAACUGUGACGAACGUGUAUGAAAAGUUCUGUAUAUCACAUGUUGUGUAAAAAAAACAAACGUGUUUCUGCUGAGACACUGUGGUUUGACUCUAAAACGUAUUGGUCUGUGGACAUCAUUGACCAAGCUGUCCGUGUAUAUUGUAAGCUGUCACUUCCAUCCCUUUUUCAAUGUGUGAACAUGCAGAAAAGCAGCUGUACAUCAACAACUGGUUCUCUCUAUACUGACUAAUAAAAUAUUCCACUACUGUAAAAGACCCCUGGAUCCUUUCGUGUUGCGAGCAGAUCAAACUUUUAUAUAUACGCCUCCAGAUGGAGUCCACAGUCUUCCCCCCACGUGUGUCUAUGUGUCUGUGGCUUUGUAUGAUCGUGGACGGGUUGUACUGAUAUUGAGGAUUUCAUUGUACCGGGCGCCGGAAAAUGAUUAAUAAAGU